Molecule: messenger RNA, 884 nt
Organism: Oryzias melastigma (Indian medaka)
Lineage: Eukaryota; Metazoa; Chordata; Actinopteri; Beloniformes; Adrianichthyidae
Gene: ela3l
Product: elastase 3 like
Exons: 8
Coding region: 42-851 (269 amino acids)
Biological process (GO): proteolysis
Molecular function (GO): serine-type endopeptidase activity
Source: RefSeq, a predicted model, not a curated record
AGUCUGUGUCCUGCUGUCUCUUAGCAGAAGCAUCAAUCAACAUGAUCCCCAUUGUGCUGGCCUCAGUCCUCAUUGCUAGUGCCCUUGGGUGCGGCACCCCACCCAUUCAACCCCUGACUUCCCGCGUGGUCAACGGAGAGGAUGCCAAGCCCCACAGCUGGCCCUGGCAGAUCUCCCUGCAGUAUGAGAGGGAUGGAGAAUGGAGGCACACUUGUGGGGGAACUCUGAUCGCUGCCAACUGGGUGAUGACUGCUGCUCAUUGCAUCAACUCCGACUUCUCCUACAGAGUGUUUGUGGGCAAACACAAUCUGUUGGAGGACGAGGUCGGAUCCAAAGCCAUUUUUCCAGAGAAGAUUGUCGUCCAUGAGAACUGGAACUCCUUUUUGGUGGCUUUAGGUAACGACAUUGCCCUGAUUAAACUGUCCGAGCCUGUGACUUUGAGUGAUCAUGUGCAGCUGGCAUGUAUUCCACCUGCUGAGACUGUGCUGUCCAACCUCUACCCCUGCUACAUCACUGGAUGGGGCAGGCUGUACACUGGAGGCCCCAUUGCUGAUAACCUGCAGCAGGCUUUGAUGCCCGUGGCCGACCACGCCACCUGCUCCCAGCCCGACUGGUGGGGUUUCAUUGUCAGGACCAACAUGGUGUGCGCCGGCGGUGAUGGAAUCGUGGCUGGAUGCAAUGGUGACUCAGGCGGCCCGCUGAACUGUCAAAAUGCUCAGGGUGUCUGGGAGGUGCACGGCAUUGCUAGCUUUGUGUCCGGUCUUGGCUGCAACUUUGAGAAGAAGCCAACCGUCUUCACCAGAGUCUCUGCUUUCAAUGGCUGGAUCGACCAGGUUAUGAUAAAUAACUGAAAAACUGAAUAAAUAUGCCCAGAAAACCACAAA